GGCCAAAACGAAAAUGGCGUCGCGUGUACGGUGCCGAUGAUCCCUCGUUUCGCCGCGUUCGUUGCUCGGGUUGCAUUGCGGUAUAACGGCGACAGAGCGGUCCAACGACGACGACGGACGCUGCUGAUCGCGCUCGGUGUGUAGUGCUCGCGCCACGAGACUCGCCCGUGGGAUAAAAUCAGGUACGCUCGGGCGGUCGCGCCGCACGUACGAACGUUACGACGAGCGGCGGCGGCGGCGGCGGUGGCGGCAACGGCGGUAACGAAGACGACGACGACGACGAGUGCCGCAGUGACGGUGAUUAAAUCGCGCGGACGGUGUCGGUGCCGGCGGACUCGCGGUGUGCCCCGUGCACUCUUUCUCUCUCGCUCCCCCCGCGUGAACCGGGCUCGACCCCGUUGGCAUGACGAAGGACGCGAGGUGCCCCGUUUUUCCGCGGCAAGGUAACGUGUGUUGUUGACGUGCGCGCGAGUGAACCACCUCUCCGCGUAUCGUCCUUGUCCCGCUUGCGAGCGAGGGACAGGCCGCGGGUGGAAAACGUCUUCCGGAGGCGGCGACGAGCAACGACGUGCGCAGCCACGACGACGACGACGACGACGACGACGGCGACGUGCGACGUCUAGCACAUCUCGCCCAAAGCCAUGGCGGUGAAUCCGCGUGAUAUGGACGGCUUCAUGCCGCUCCUGUCAACGACGGAUAUCAAGAAGAAGCUCAACGUCGGCAGCGCGCUGCUGAAUUACCUCGGAGACUCAAGCAAGAGCAUCGAGUGCCAGGACAUUGGCAUGUUCAUCGACAACAUCAUACCGUGGCUCGGCAACGGUAAUCCCAAGGUUGUCCAGAAUGGCUUAGAAAUCCUCACGUAUCUCGCGGAUCGGAUGGGUCACGACUUCAAGCCUUACAUCUCCACCAUCAUCCAGCCGACGAUAGACAGGCUAGGCGACAGUAAAGAUGCUACCAGGGAGAAGGCGCAAAUGGUGCUCCUGAAAAUUAUGGAGAAGGGAUGUAUGUCGCCUCAGAAUCUUCUGGAUAGACUUCGCCCGGCCUUUAAUCACAAGAAUGCAAAGUUACGAGAGGAGGCCCUGAUUCUGUUGACGACAACGCUGAACGAACAUGGCGCAGACGAGAUGGCACUGUCAGGGGUGAUCCCGAGCAUCGUAAAGCUUCUGUCCGAUCCGUCGGAAAAGGUUCGGGAAACGGCUCUCAACACGCUGGCGGACAUCUAUCGACACGUAGGCGAGAGAUUACGCGUCGAUUUGCAAAGAAAGCACAAUGUGCCGCAAGCCAAAAUGCUCCUGUUAAUAGAGAAGUUCGAUCAACUGAAGGCUGCCGGUGAUCUUUUACCCUUGGCAAUGUCGUCCGACGUUGGCAAGGACAGCGAUGAACUCGACAGAGCGAUCAAAUCGGCUCCCGUAAAGAGGUUCAACAUGCCUCCGAAAAGAGGUCAAUUUGGGCCCGCUAAAGCACCAUCCUCUGCCUUAGCUCCUCCUGGCACUCCAUCCUACGCGGUCCCAAGGGCAGCGACCGUCAAAAGAGCUCUGUCAGUAAGGUCGACAUCAGCGCAAGCCGGAGCCGUUGACGAAGAAUGCUUUAUGACUUCGUUCGAGGACGUGCCUACCGUCAAUCUAUUCUCGGCGAAGGACCUCGAAGAACAGAUGAAAAUUAUUAGGGAGACUGUGGGCGACGACAAAAAGGAUUGGAAACAAAAAAUGGAUAGCAUGAAAAAAUUGAGAGCCAUUGUGCUUGCGGGUGGCACUAAUUACGAAAAUUUCUACGAGUGCCUAAAGAGCGUACAGCGACCGUUCGAGCAGGCCUGCACUGACCUUCGAUCCCAAGUAGCGCGAGAAGCAUGUAUAACUCUCGCCUUUCUGAGUCAGAGCCUGAAGACCAAAUUCGCCAGUUUUGGCGAGGCGGUUUUGCUGACGUUAAUGAACCUCAUACAGAACAGUGCCAAGGUCGUGGCGACAGCCGGUGCGGUGGCAGUUCGGUUCAUCCUUCAAAAUACCCAGUGCAGUCGAUAUGUGCCUAUUAUUAUAUCGUGCGUGAGCAACAAGAGCAAAGACAUUCGCAGGGCGUCCUGGGAAUAUCUGACUUUAAUCCUGCAGACCUGGCCUACGCAGAUAUUGCAGAAGCACAUAACAAUAUUGCCGGACGCGCUCAAGAAGGGCAUCGCAGAUUCCGACGCGGAAGCGCGAGUUUUCGCUAGGAAAUCAUUCUGGGCAUUUAAAAAUCAUUUUCCCGAGCAAGCUGAGAUUCUUCUUAAUAAUUUGGACGCAUCAUAUAAACGCUCCCUGAUGUCUCUCAGCAACAGCGGUAGCAGCAACAGCUUAAACAUCGUAGCUAAUGCGAGAUCGUCGAGCGUUAGUCCACGUACAGCCAGACCCGUCAUGAGCGCGGCAGGUAGUACGGAAAAUUUGCAUCAGACCACGGGUCAACCGCACGGCCCGCUCAGACGUACUCCGUCCUUACCUCGGUCUUAUCGUCAAUCUGGUAUCCCGAUACUACAAAGACCGACAGACAGUUACUAUCGAGGUACACCAGGAGUUAGAUCUACCAGCGCGAUUGACUUGCAAGCUGCUCAAAGGGCGAAAGCGAGGUUGAUGUAUGCGAACAUGAGCAGACAGAAAGCAGCAGCAGCUAUUCCUCGUCCUAGUAAAUCCCCGGAUCCCAGUGCGGUUGCUAGCCCAGAAAGAAUGGCAAGGACGAGGACGAGAGUGUCGGGAGUUUCACAAUCUCAACCUAGCAGUAGAUCGGGUUCUCCGUCGUCUAGAUUAAGUUACGCUACGUAUAAUCGCGAGGGUGAAUCACUGAUAGGCAGGCCAAGGCGAUUAUCCGGACACACAAUUGGCAGCACAAGCAACAGUCGCGAACCUAGUCCGCAGAGAUUCGGAAUGGACAGGAGUUUCGCGAGCAAACUUAGAGGGAGAAACAUACAUAUGUCGCCAACGGACAGCACCAGACCACCGGUGAUGGCGCAAAAGAUGCUGCAGAAGUCGCGCGAAGCGGAGUCCGCUUUGGCGGAUGCUCUGACUUUCGAUAGCAUCGACAACUACACCAGACUACCGGGCAACAAAGGCGAUCACAGUGACGACAGCGAAAACAGCAGUAUAUGCUCGGAAAGAAGCAUAGACGGUUUUAGACGAGCCAGUGAUUCGUUCUCGUGGAGUGGCUCUCAACCGAGACUAUACCGUGAUCUAUGGGAUCAGUCUAUCCCGAAGGACAUCAAAGAGAUCAUUGAAAACUGUGCUCACAAACAUUGGGGAGACAGAAAAGAAGGCUUAGUCGGCUUGCAACAUUAUUUGAGCAGCGGAAGUCGUUUGACAACGACAGAUUUGCGCAGAGUGACGGAUAUUUUUACGAAAAUGUUUAUGGAUUCCCACACCAAGGUGUUUAGUUUGUUCUUGGACACGUUGAACGAACUGAUAAUUACUCACAACGAAAGUCUCGGCGACUGGUUGUAUGUUUUGUGCGCGAGACUUCUCAAUAAGUUAGGCACCGAUGGUCUAUUGGGAUCUAUACAAACAAAAAUUCACAAAACGCUUGAUGUUGUGAGAGACUGUUUCCCGGGCCACAAACUUCUACCAGCUGUGAUGAGGUAUCUGACAGAUCCAACACAAACACCAAAUACUCGCGUGAAAGUAGCAGCAUUGACUUUUAUCACGCAGAUCGCUGAAACGGCAGAACCGUGCGCGCUGGGCAGUUCUGCAGCGACAGCACUCGCACGGCUGCUCGACUGGUCGAAUGACGGCAAAAGCCACGAUGUGAGGAGGCACGCGCAAAACGCUGUGAUAUCACUUUACAAUCUCAAUCCGCCUCAAGUUACUAUGAUAUUCUCCGAGUUACCGAAAUCCUAUCAGGAAACAGCCUGGCCUCUAGUGCAGAACCACCUGAAGAAAUCGUCCACUUCUAGUAAUCCGGCGUCGCCCGGUACGCCACCGCCUAGAGCGCAGAACUCGCCAGCUCGAACGAAAGUGAAAAACGAUGUUAAAGCGGACGCGAAGACUGAAAUCGAUGGGGGAGACGAGAACUUGGAGGAAGUAUACAAUUCUCCUUACAGAUCUCUGCGACGCACGACCGCCGAAAUUCAAAAUUACGGCUUCGAACGUUUGGAGAGAGCCACCACCAGCAAGGACAGCGGUAUCAGCAAUAUGGCAGAUGUCGAAGAAAGAAUGGAAGGUCUUACGUUAUCCAAUUCGGGUCGAUCCUCAUCCGUUUCCUCACCGACGCAACGAGGACGAUCUGUUAGUAACGUAACGGUGAACGGAUCCGAUACAAUUGCCGGUGACUUGAUUCUACCUCAAGAGAACAAUGGUUACAAAACGCAUGGAUCAUCACCAGAUUCGAUAAACAGACCAGAAAUCGUGGAUAACAUGGUUAAAACCCUGCAGUCUAAAGUGGAGCAAACUCCGGAAAAAGUAUCGGCGUUACAAGAAUUUCAACUUUAUGUCCGUGAAGGCGAUUCGUCAUAUAUUAAACGCAAUUUCAAAAAAGUGCUCAAAGUUUUACUAGACAGUUUAUCCAAUGACGGAAAAAUGAUACAAGUAGAAGUGCUGCAAACGUUUAUCGAUAUGCUGAAAUGUUCCGAGUUGAUAGAAAGUUUUUCCUCUUACAAUGAGUUACUGGUACUGAAAGUUAUUAACGCCUACAAGUCAGACGAUCAAAAGGUCGAUUCUUCCAGUGGUAGCGGCGGCAGAUCUCCAGUUCUUUGGAACGCGGAGAAGUGCGCGGCGACGAUGGCCAUGGUUUUAAAGCCGGAACAAAUUAUCCAUUUGGUCUCCACUAUCAUCGCUACGGAGACAUAUCCAUUGAAUAUGGGCGCGAUAAAAAUGUUGCACAAAGUGGUGGAGCAUUGGGGUCGUGAAGCUAUCGAACCUCAUCUUUCCAAGGUUAUGCCUGGCCUUAUUAAGGCUUAUGACGACUCCGAGAGCGCGGUUCGUAAGAGCGCGGUCUUCUGCAUGGUGGCGAUCCAUGUCGCGGUCGGCGAAGAGGCGCUGAAGCCGCACCUGAGCUGCCUGUACUCCAGUAAGCUCAAGCUGCUGAACAUCUACAUACAGCGCGCGCAGCAACAGGCGAACAGUCAACCGGCGAGUCCGCGUAGCAACAACAAGAAUUAACCAAUAUCCAAUACCACGACUCUCAGGGUCGCGAUACUUAAGAGGUUCGCCCGCUUCGGCGCGCGGCAUGAGCGAAUGCUAGUUAGCUUCCUCAGUAAGUCCGAUCCGUCUUGAUGGUCGAUCGACGACGACGGUUUUAACAGUAUGACUCGGAAGUUUUGAUACGAUUGAGACUGAUGUGUGCGUGUGUGUGUGCGUCAUUUCGCGUCGGCGUGCAUGCGAAUCGCUGCUCGAGAGACGGCAGCGAUGCAUCAACGGAAUCAACGCUUCGAUGUUAGGUUUGUCGAAUUAUUUGUUUAUAUAGAAGAAUAAGGGCGACUUGUGCAUGAUGAUUUAAUUCUUAUUAAGAGAGUAAAGCUUUCAAAGAGAUAAUUUAUUACGUAUGAAAUACUGAUUUUUUUUCGUCUUUUGAGUGUGAAAAAUAGCUGUAUUGCUAUUAUAUUGAUUAUACAAGUACGCUUUUAAGCGAGUGUCACAUAGUAACUUCGAUUGGCAGAUAUGUCGUCUUCAAGUAUCAUUUCCGUGAUACGCGCUCGCGAGGUUUUUUUCUUCUAUGGAAAGAUUGUGAAAUUAUUUAUACAAUAUAUUUGUUUGCGAAAUGAACAACUCGAUUCGUUUAAUUUUGCUAAUUUCUUUUUUAUUUUCUUACUGUACAUACAUUGAUCCGUACGCGAGCUAUGUCGUAUUUUAUAGUAGAGAGAGCUACAGUAUUCAGAAAGUCCAGUAUUUUUGUCGAUACGUGACAGAGAUUUUAUUUCUAUUUUCGCGAGCAGUAGGAUUGGAAAUAUUUUUUUCUCUCCCGGGAUUUCAAACCUUUCAUUCGCCAUGAGAAAAAUAAUUCAGCGAGACGGGUAAUAAAACUAAGAGAACGCGAUGCAACAUCACUGUUUACGGAUGAUUUAGCUAUUUCUCGUAUAGUUCGAACACCAUAAUUACUCGGACUAAUCAGCAAACCUGAAAUAUUUAUAUCAUACGUUUUAUUUACAUUUAAUAUCGAAUCGACGUUCAGCGUCGAGCGUUAAUCGUAUGUAUCCGGCGAUACGUUGUGAUGCACAGCAACGACACGUGAUAAGGAAAAGUGGAAAGUGUAUAAUUUAUUCGUUUGAAAUCUUCGUGCUAGUCAGAUUCCCAAGGACGCACAAUGACGUAAAAGACACAAACGAAAUAGUCGAGUCUUUUUUGAGGAACCAUGCAUAGACACUCAAAUAAUACAUAUAUAUACACGAAAGAAUAUAUGUGUGUGUGAGAGAGAAAGCAAGAGUUUAAUGUGAGAGCAUGAAAGAUGCGUGGCCGAGAAGUUAGCGCGUGUUUAAGAAGCAAGCAUAAAUAAAGUAGCAGUGAUUAGUAAAAUUGAUCUGCGCUCGAGACUAACGUUAACACUUAAACUAUUCAUCACGUUGCCAAUAAUUGAAUGAACGCUAAAUCAAACGCUAACGUAACGAGUUUAGUAACACUUUGUGCCAUUGUCGUUUCUGUUUACUGUAUAAGAAAAAAAAAUUAUAUAUUAUAUAUUCUACGUCGUAAAUCAUCCCUUUUGUCCUUUUCUUACUACAUAUAUUUAGUCACGAGUUACGAUACAGUAAGGAUAAUAAAUCUUAAUUUUAUUAUGAAUUUGUCAAGGCGAAGCAUUGAAGCAUUACGAGAAAUGUCGAAAAAUCAUUUUUGUUUUUUCUUUUUCUUUCGGAAAUGUUCGACGUUAAUACACGAAUAUACCGAACGUAAAACAGGUAGAGAAAAGCGUGAGUCACUUAUGGUAGAAUGUGAAUGUCUGAUAAUACCUCGAUAAUUCAGCGUGAUGACGCGGUAAUUUACACAAUACGGCCAAAUAGUGCCAAAGAAAAUGCAAAAUAUCGAAUGAAUAGAGGAGUAAUUUGAAAGGGAAAACACGAGACAGACUGUAUUUCUUUUACUUGGUGCCUUCGGCGUCGACGCGACGGGAUUUGAUUGAAGAUUGUCUUUCAGCAUCACCUAGAAACCAAUUUCGCGCAUAGCACGGUCGAGAUUAUAGAGGAGGAUUACUACUACGCGAGAGGUCUUUGACUGUUGCCGACGUCGUACAAAUAUGAACGCUUCGCGAUAAAGAAAAAAAAAAGAAGAAGAAAAAGAUCUUCUCGAUUAUUCUCGUAGCAUAGAGGAAAUUCUAGAUGGACUCGAUAUUUUUCCCAUUCUGCGCUCCGAAUAGAAUCUCGAAAGUACAUUUCACGAAUAGAUAUUUAUUCCACACGCGUGUAUUUACUCUGCGCUUGUACGACACCCUGUUCGAAAUGCUGAAUUGUCAAAUUAUUGUCGAGAUAAAUAGAAACGGUUUCUGGGCAAGUCCUCUCGUGAGAGAGAGAGAGAGAGACGAGACGGCAUCCUCGUUGCGCAAUUAAAUAAUCGAUAUUAACGCGCGACAAUAUUCUGAUUGAGGGAUUUAAUCGCGCCCCUAAAUCCGCUGAAGGUUCAAAUGCGCCAUUGAGUAACGGGUCGUCUGCGAAAAUCGAGUUGAAUCAAAAUUUAAAGGGCUCGACGCAAGAGUCGAGGGCUAAAAUUAAUUCGCAAGAUCCAUUUUAAAUAUAUACGCGACGUGUAUUUGAAACAUGCGAAUCUUGCGAAUCUUGCGCCUGAAAACUUCGAAUUUUCGAUAUUCAAACACUUUGGCGGUACGUUUGACUUCGCGCCGAUUUAGGGCAUGGCCUGUGUGACACGUGAUUGUGUGUAUAUAUAUACAUAUUAUACGAUAUAAUACUUAGAAGAACGUGUAAUUAUAUUAUACGUAAUAUAAUAAUUGAUAUACGGAUUAGGUAGCUCGUCGUCACUGCCUGCAGCGUUGGUCGUGCUGAGGAUACGAGGCUCUCUGACACAGCCAGGCUCUGCGUGGUGAUCGUGUUUAUCGAUUUGCUUGUUCUGUUAAGUUUUACGGGCGUUAUUAUUAUUAUUAAUAUUAUACCGAUACUCGACUUGCGUUGUAACUGUAAGCUCGAUUGCGUGUGUGAUGUAAAUGAGGAUUUUGGCGAUGGGCGAUGGAUGGGCGAACGGUCCUCCGCGACAGCCUCGCCUUUAUCUUUUUCUUCGAACGCGAGGCCGGAUCGUUCGGCCGCCCACGCGAGAAGCUAUAUAGGAUGUAAGCCCUCCCAUGCGUUAUCAUUUUAAUGUUUGUUAACACCCGCUGUUAACUGUUUCGCGUGCGCGCGCGCGCAUAAAUAAAUUCGUCGUUAAGCGUUCCGCCGUCCCCUCCCCCACGUGCACCGCUAUCGCGUUUCUUCCCUUUUUUCUUUUUGCAUCCGGCGGUUGCAAGUCGCAGUUUUAUUCGUUCGCUUUACGCGCGGUGCGCGAGAUGCUCCCCCAAAAUUGGCGCAACUAUCCCCUUCCUCCCGUCGCGAUCCAAAGGUUCGGGGGGGGGAAGAAAUUCCACGUGCGUGCGCGAUGAUCGACCGACUCGUGCGAUCCGCUAUGCGACCUUAUCUCUGAAAUUCGAGAAGUAAUUUAUAUGCGAUACCUUAAUAGACUCGAGAUUCUUUAACAGCGUGGGCGAAAGCUCGACUUGAAAUGGCAUGAUUCUCUGAGGAAGUACGAGUGAAUGGCAUUGCAAUUAUUUAUAAAUGAAACAAAGAGCGUAUUAUAUAAUUAUAUUUGCGUCUUUAUUGCCAUGAAUUUUACACACGUUCGAUUAUGUUUAAUAUAUUUCAUAUUUGACGUAUUAAAUGAGCGUGAGACACAUCUUUCUCGCUGCGAAUUCGAUCUGUGAAAAUCUCUGAAAAAGCUUGUGGUUAGUAAAAUUUUCCAAGAAACGUUCCUUAACAAAUAUGUACGUGUGUUAUAAA
Wasmannia auropunctata (little fire ant) is the source of this 8914-nucleotide messenger RNA. RefSeq names its product CLIP-associating protein 1-A (gene chb). Gene Ontology annotation, biological process: mitotic spindle assembly. The record is from RefSeq and is a predicted model, not a curated record. Lineage: Eukaryota; Metazoa; Arthropoda; Insecta; Hymenoptera; Formicidae. The transcript has 27 exons. The coding region runs from base 642 to 5111 and encodes 1489 amino acids. Gene Ontology annotation, molecular function: microtubule binding. Gene Ontology annotation, cellular component: microtubule organizing center; spindle microtubule; mitotic spindle.